UACUGAAACUUCAUCUGCUACGGUCCAGCUGGAAGAUGGACGCAGUUCUUCGUGCUGUUUUGAGGCGUGUGGACUGCAGAGUGUGAGCGGGUUAGGGCGCGGGACUCGGUUCUGUUGCGCGUGAUCGCCAGCUGCCUUCACGCGCACAACGCGCCGUAACGCACGAGCGAUGCUCUCGGUCUCGCGCUGAAAUUCUACUUUCAGUCUGAGCCGCUAUCUUCCCCGAGGAGCUGUGUUUUGUUUUUUCCUCUAGCCGAUGUGCUGUGGUAUGUGUGUUUAUCUCUAGCUGAAUCUCAUGUGCGCUAAAAGUCCAUCUGGCCAGUGCAGGUCAGGUUAUUUCCGUUCAUUCUCAAUCCAAAUAUUAGUUUUUUUUUGGACUGUUUCGGACUUCAUCCUUUAGAAAUUCGUUCCGUAACUUGUUGCUUUGUUUAUUUACUGCCCCCUACCCCUAUUUCGUAAAAGAUCAGUUUUUUAGACAGUUCCUAAAUAUUUUUCUUACUAACAAUUUUUCAUAUAUAUCAUCAUCAUCAUCAUCAUCAUCAUCAUCAUAUCUGUGUUUCGGUGCGGCGGUCACCUCUGCGCCUCUGCAUUAGCCCACUCACUCUGACUGAAUGCUUCAGUCCACAACUUGCAUAUUAAAAAAUACACUACCAGUCUGUUUAUGGAUGCUAGCCAACUGCUCAACAAGAGCCCGUGGGAAGAAGCUUGACAUGAGCUCUGCUGCAUAGCCAGUGAUGGAUCUUCAAAGCCAGUUCGCCUUUAAGAAAUCAUACGGAAGCUGACUACAGACCUAUAUCCACCAAUCCCGCUGGACUCCUGUCUGAUGAAAAUACAUCGUCUGGAAUAUAUUUCCUACAAAUUAUGCAGGACAAAGGCUUACAAUCUUUACAGCGGAGUAAUGUCUGAAGAUGAAGUAAAGGGGGGCAUUUGCUCUGGCCUCUAACUUGGUAGUCUGAUUACCCAGAGGCUUCCUGCUUCCAGAGGCUUUUCUGCUUCUCUUUGGCUGUGGAGGAAAGGAAUUGAGCACUGCAUGAGAAAUCUCUGUUGCGGAUUACUGAGGAUCAUGCCAGACCAACACCCCGUGAUCAGUAAUGGGAACUGUUGAGAGGAAUUACACCUGAAACUUGAUCGAAACUCGAACCCGUUGGAGUAUCUCUUCUGACAUGUGUGUGUUAGUUUUCUAGUCUUUUGUUUGAACUGAUUUCCACUGUUUCACCAAUGUAGCGUAACGAAGGAGUGAUGAAUAUAGAAAUCUAGUGGAAGAAGGAACAAAAAUGAAUAGAAAAUCAGGCACCAUUUACUGCAGCUGAAUUCCCCCUUCUGUGGAGAUAGAAAAAAGGAGUAAACCUGUGCUCCUGUGGCAAACUGACCGCUGCUCCAGAGACCGCUGCUCUUAUUUUGUUUGCCUUGUUUAUCUGCUGCCUGGCCCCGGUAAUGUUCCAUCGCCUCCGUGCCCACGUAAAGCCAUGCCAGUGCCUGAGAUGGCUGUAAGUCCAGUGAAAUCUUUACAAUGGGAGGUCUUCCCACCAAUGGCCACAUGCCGGGUCUACUGCACACCUGUCCUGUGGGGUGGCCGUCUUUACGUGAUGGGGGGCUGCAGCGAGAAUGGAAUGCCUCUGGACUCUGUAGAGGUCCUGGAUGUAGAGAGCCAAAGCUGGUGUCAGCUCCCCCCGUUGCCCACUGCCAGGGCAGGGGCUUCAGCUGUGGCACUGGGGGAUCAACUGGUGGUAAUGGGGGGCAUGGACGCUCAGCAGAGCCCACUGGCAUCGGUGGAGGUCUACCACCCUGACGAGGGCAAGUGGGAGAGGAAGACAGGACUGGGACAGGCAUCAAUGGGCAUAACUGCCCUAGAGAUAGAGGGAAAGGUGUACGCACUGGGGGGUAUGGGUUCUGACACCAGUCCGCAGGCACUGGUGAGAGUCUAUGAGCCAGUUAAGGAUCAGUGGCUAUCUCUGGCCUCUAUGCCCACUCCCCGCUAUGGAGCCUUCUCCUUCCUGCGUGGAAACAAGCUCUAUGUUCUGGGUGGACGUCAGGGCAAGAUGCCAGUGACAGCGUUCGAGGCCUUUGACCUGGAGACAAAGAGCUGGACGCGUUACCCGUGCAUCCCGAGCCGCAGGGCCUUCUCCAGCUGCGCCGCCACAGAGCGUGCCUUCUACAGCCUAGGUGGACUGCAGCAACCCGGUCCUCACAACUUCUACUCAAGACCACACUUCGUGUCCACUGUGGAGGAAUACGACGCAGAACAGGGUGUUUGGUUGAAGCCCACACGGAGCUCCCGGAUGAGAGAAAAGCGUGCAGACUUUGUGGCCGGCUGUCUCGGUGGAAGGGUGAUCGUUGCCGGAGGACUGGGUAAUCAGCCGUCACCGCUGGCAUCAGCAGAGAGUUAUAACCACGUGAAGAGGAGGUGGGAGGCUGUGGUUCCGAUGCCAACCCCACGCUGCUCCUGUACCCCACUACAAACCGCGAACAUGCUAUUCCUCAUCGGCGGCGUAUCGCAGGGUCCCAGCAACGCAGUCGAGGCCCUCUGUCUGCAAGAAAGUGUCUGACAAUACCGACCUGUACUCUUGCACCUAUGAAGGACAUGUGCUGGACUCCGCAGGCAUAAGAGACAUGCAGAUGAAACUGCGAUGAGUUCUGCUUUGCCUGAGUCCACCUCCAGUACAGUUCAGUGGAGACAAUCUACAAGAGAUCUGGACAGAAACAAAUGAAUCUCUGAAUGGACUAAAGACUUUGAAGUCUCAGACUAGCAAGCAAAAAAAACCACUCUAUGUACACACAAAACUACACAGACAGAGGUGCAGAUGCCUUUGAACUGUACAGUUGUUUCUGUUUUUUUUUUUGUUUUUUUCCAAAAAUCAAAGCAGGGUACUUUUCUGGCUAAAUUCAAAAGGAACUUAGGGCCAUAUCCACCACGCUGCCGCAGAGUUCACCUGCAGUAGCACGUUUAGCACUUUUUCUAUCGCAUUUGAGAAAAAGCAAAGACGGAGGGGAUCUUUGCAGGAGUGGAGGCGUAUGUCUGUGCGUUUUUGUAUCUUCACAGCCAUGCAUGUGUGAAAUUCAGCACUAUUAUUCUUAGAGCGAGAAGAACAUGCCGCUAAUGGUCAAUAAUCGAUGCCUGCACUGUAGCAUGUUAUGGUACGGUCUGAGGCAGUAAUGGAGACAGAGUAAGUCAAGCUUAGACAGCAAUAGCAUGAGUUUUCUAGGAAGUGUCAGAGCCCUGCAUAAUGCAUUUAGAACUUGCCACUUUAGCAUAUCCAUAAUACUCCCUAAAUGAGCAGCUGAUGGUUUUGGUGAAUGGAUUAGAAGAAAGUGUAGAAGUGAGCAGAUGGUGUCAUGCCAUGUCGACAGUUCUUCUUAAUGGAAAAUAGGAGCUUUUUUCGUUUUAAAUCAAAACUAAGGUCGUCACGUGGAUGUUCGGAUCAAGACACGAUCCUGUCAGGUAAUAUACACAGAUGUACUUCACUGGUGCUUCUGUGUAGUUCACGAUGGAUUAACGGAAAUUGAUCAGUCAUAUAGGUAAAUUAUGUUUAUAAGAGACGGAUUUGGAAAUAAUGGUGGCAACACAUAAGAGCUCUAAAAUACCAAUGACAAAGUUUUGUCCCCGAAUGAUCUCCCUCUACCAGAAGGGGGCAGUAGUCUUUACUUGUACAAUUUUAAAGUCCACAAAAAAAGAAAAGCCUGUGUUCCAAAUUGCUUACUACCAUUUUAAAUAGUAUGUCAAAAUAGUAUCUGUGUCGUCAGUAUCAGUAUCUGUAGUGGUGUACUAUAUACUUUGACAUACUAUUUAGUGCAGUAUUAUUUAGGGGAUGUAGCAUGUCACUGUGAAAGAACUUCCUCGGAAUGUAAACACUGCUCGGCCAUUUGAAUCCGAAAGUAUAGCUAGCUACAGCUGAUGGGGAGACGAUAAGACUCACUGUUUAUCGUCUUGAAAGAGUCAUUUACUUUCUUUGCUUUCUUUUCUUUUUCUUAGACUGGACACUGAUAAGUGGGACACAGGGCAGUCAGCCAGCAGUGUGAUUAGCUUGCUGUUUUAUAGCCCCCUAAGGCAUUAUAAUCCCCCAGCCCAUUCUCACAGCCCUACUUUAACAGGACGCCCGGUACCUGAUAAUAAGUCCUAUACAUAUUCACACUGUCAUAUUAAAACUGUCUCUAGGGUUUCCUCUCGCCUCGCAGUCAUGAGACGGAUGCUGUGAGGAUGACGAAGACAUUCAUUUACCUCCAGCAUUCGAGUGACACACGGCCUGCCGACGAAAGUGACGACCGAAGAACCAUGCACAUAUGGUCCGUGCGCACAUGUACACACCCACUCUUACCGAGAGCGUCUUGUUUGUUUAGACUUGCACGUCCCUAAUGAGACAACUGUGAUAGUCUGCAGGCUGUAGUCUUUUUGCAGCAUGUCAUAGUAGUAAUUUGAUAGCUCUGUGCCUGUGCAGAGACGGUGUGGAAACGCAUGAGAACGAGUCUACAAGGAAGGAGCGCUACUAGAAAAGGACGGCUUAUUUUCGUCGUCCUGCCACACCGUCCCGAGCUCCACGGCAAUACAGUCAAACCGUUGUACGUUGCGUGUGGCUCGAGGGAUCCGAUAAGGGUUUUGACAGCACGUGACAGCCUCUGAGCUCUGUACAGGCAGGGGAUGUAGGAAUGCAUUAAUUAGAUGAUGUUGAAAGAGAUAUACCUCCUUUUUAUACAAAACAUGACCUUUCAGUGCAGCGUGUUACAGUACACUAUUCUGAACUCGCAUACUGUAUAUCGUAGUUACAGCCCGAUUAGGAGCAAUAUGACUUUCUUUCUGAGCGACGGGUUUUACGGAGAUUCUAGCGAUGUCUAGUGAUCUGAAUUAAUGAGAGCGCUUUAUUUUACUAGGUGAUCUCAUCGAGCUUCAACAAAUUUGUCGGCCCAUCGAAUUUCUAACGAAGGACGUGAGGUGUAAAGAUCAGUUCGAUCUUGAGUAGCAGUGUUUUGCUGUGAUUUUUGACCAUGUUUUGUUUGUCAUACAGAUUUCCCUGUGGUGAAUCUCUAGUGAUUUUUUUCAAGUCGGCUUUUCCCAGUGCUUUGUGUUCGGUCUACAUGCUUGUUUUUGUUUAUCUGUGAUGUGAUAAGUUGUCAUUGUUCACCCUUUUCUGAAGAGUUGUGGUGCUGGGUCUGUCCUUUUUUUCCUCUAUGAUGCUGUGUUUUGACAUUUGUAUUUGAUGUGUAAAUGCAGGUUGUGCUAGCUGAUGGGUGCUGAUGAUGUCUGACAUGACAUAACGGUACCGCAUUGCCAGAGCACAGCUGAGUAUGUACCUCCUAUUCAGAAAACCUGCCAAAGAGGACCUCAAUCAAAGAACAAAGAAAAUACCACUAGAAAUAAAUAGUUGUCUAGAGGAUAUAUAGUGUAGAGUGUAUAGUAAAAAAAGAAAAAAAAAGGGUGUGUAAAAUGUGCAGUUGCAAUCUCCCACUCGAGAAGAGUUUUAUAUCUCCAAACCUGUGCCUGUGAUAGGUUUUCGCUGUGUUUACAUCAGAAAUGAAACAAAAGCCUAUGGUACACAACAGAUACGGUACUCUCCAAGUAGAAGAACCUAGUCCUUAUUCAUCAAAGUGGUGUAAUGGAUCUUUACGAUCGAGUGGAUGCAAAUUUCAACCUCUCCCUGCAAAAUACUUUUUCAUCAGUUUGAUGUAUCUGUAUGCUUGGACAUUUACGAGCGAUGUUUUAAGUCCCUGGAAAAAUGCUCCAUUUGCAGUUCAGUUAUUGUUAGUAGCAAGUACAAGAUAUUAGAAUCGCAUAAUAAUAGAAUAACAGUAGAAAAAUAUAUAUUUAUAAUCACAUUUGCACACACCGGCACCUUGUUGCAGCAGCACAAUGCGUGAAAUAAAACAGUUAUCUAAUCAGCUGAUCAUGCGGCAGUAGUGCAGUGGAAGAGAAUCAUGAAGAUACAGGUCCAAAGCGUUCACGUCAAACCUCAAAAUGUGUAAAAAGUGAUUUCAGUGAUUAUGACAGUGGCAUGCUUGUUGCUCCUGGGGUUUUCAUGCAGUACCGUUCAUAAAGAUUACACAGAAAGGUGCGUUUAAAAAAACCCAUCCAAUUAGCAGUUGUGGAGAGAAGAGAAGCAUCUCUCUACCCACACAUGACAUUAGACCUUGAGGUGGUGAUGAGCUACUACAGCACAAGACCACACAGGAUUCCACGGCUCCUGUCAGAUAAGAAGAGGAAAUAAAAGAGUCCACUGUAGCCUCAGAUUCCUCUUCUGGACACCAACAAGCAUGCCACGGUCAAAGUCACUAUUAUCAUGUCCUCACGUGAACCUCGGGACUGAAGCUCUUGACCCGAAUGAUCUUAUGCGUCGUGUCGCCACAUUGUUGGCUGAUUGGAUAAUUGCAUUAAUAAGCAGGAUUACAGCGCUCCAAAUUAAAGAGGUCGGCGAGUGUGUAUUAGCGCACAUUAUUUAAGAUUACAUAAUUUUCGAUCAAUUUGUGCAUUAUUCAUUUAAAAAAAAAUUUUGUCAUGAUUUGGCUCACCUAUAUGUAAAUCAAUUCCAUUCUUAUUUAGUAGGAAAGUCUGAAAAUGGUUCGAUUUACUAGCUAAUUUAAAAAGUUAAUGUUUAUUUAACACACACACACACACUUCCAUGACUUCUAUAUACACUUAAAUUAAUUUCAAUCAAAUACCAAAUACAGUUAUAUUUGAAGCAUAAUUUCUUCUUCUAAAAUUUGUGUAAACCGUUGCUUUUAUUUCGUUUUUGGUUUUUUUGCACACUUUCUGUGCCAUUUCGAGGAUAAAGACUGCAACCUUGGACACAAGCGCUGCUAACUCAGCUUCAAUGAACAGUAUUUUCUCCUCUCUCUGUACUUAUUUCAAUUCCAGUCGUCUGAAUGCUUUCCUUUUAUUAGCUCCCUCUCACAGCGCCUGAGUAAAACAGGCCAUUUUACACAGCUGACGUCGCUUCAUCAGCUGAGCCUCGAUUCAUCGCUUGUGCUCAAUUCUUUUUGAUGUCAUUCAACGGUUCUGCUGUAUGACAUCAAACUCCGGCGACGUCGCGAGCCUCGAGUGCUUGUUUCUGCGCAACUUUGAUGAAUAAGGGCCAGGGUGUUUGUGGUGUCAUGCUGCUUGCAUUAGCAGGACUGUUAACCCUGCAGGUUAAACCUGCGCACUCAACUUCAUCGUAAACAGACCUAUUAGUCGCAGAACAUUCUUCUCAGAGCUUUUUCUAAUACGAAUUCUGAAAAGGAAUUAGCAUUAACGCUAAUGGAGCAGGAGUGCUAAUGUACCCGCUGUCUCCUGCGUCAUAUUUCCGACACGUUCAUCCUCUUCUGACAAUCAAUCGACAAGCAAUUUUAAAUGAAACCAUCUAAACUGGCAUCAAUCUUGACUUUUUUAAAGACCAUUAAACUUAUUCAGCCAGAGGCAUUAAUUUGCACUUGAGAAAGAACAGGCAACACUUGCCUAUGCUCGGGCAGUUACCGAACACCACCACUGGGGCUGAGGCACAUGUGGCGGAGUUUGAUCGAUCACAUUACGAACUUUAUGCGGAGAAGCUAUAGUAGGUAGCUCCGUGAUGAUGUCAAGAAAUCCAGAAUCACAAUUUGAAGAGUAGCAAAUCUCACGUUGUAGAGAAGUGGCCUAGUGUUAGAUGUCCAUCGUCGUGUAUAACCGAACAUGAAUCCAUGGAGAUCGAUAUUUUUGUUUCUGUCUCAAAAGUGGCAUCGAGAACGAGAAAAAAAAAAGACUUGAAUGUAACGAUCACAUUGUCACAGCAUUGUCUUGUAGUAUUUAAGUGAACCUAAUUCCUCACAUGAACCCCCUCCAUUAUCCAGUGCACAUUGUAAAAGCAUAUCAUACACAAACCUUCACUCAGACUGGCAUAGUUGCUGACAGUGCUCUGGGAUUCGUGCGAGUUUGUGCCAGCGGCUCCGGUCCAGUAGUUCAGUGCCUAUAUAUGUGAGAUAGUGCCUCUACUAUGACUCCUCUAAUAAAAGAUUUGACCGUUGCUGUCCAAUGCUGUUUUACUGUGUUUUGC
Molecule: messenger RNA, 7994 nt
Organism: Hemibagrus wyckioides
Lineage: Eukaryota; Metazoa; Chordata; Actinopteri; Siluriformes; Bagridae
Product: kelch domain-containing protein 8B-like
Exons: 7
Coding region: 1467-2546 (359 amino acids)
Molecular function (GO): protein binding
Source: RefSeq, a predicted model, not a curated record